AUGAGUAAUUCCAAUACAGUGCCCCAUGUCGACCGUGAAUUAGAUUUGUCAAAUACGGGAAGAGGUGUCUGGCUGGUAAAGGUACCGAAAUAUAUUGCCAACAAAUGGGACAAAGCUUCAGGUGACAUAGAAGUAGGUAAAUUAAAGAUAUCUCGAGUUCCCGGUCAACGUGCUCAAGUCCAGCUGUCGUUGUCGGAAGCUGUUUUGUGUUUAAAUGAACCCGGAGAACAAGCUUUACCUAAAGAGCAUCGCCUCGAUGUAUCUAAUGUAACACGACAAUCUUUAGGAGUUUUUUCUCAUGCUGUUCCAUCAAACACGGACACAGUGGUUCCUGAAUCCGAAAAACUUUAUAUGGAAGGUAGAAUAGUGCAAAAAUUAGAAUGUAAGCCAUACGCGGACCCAACUUAUUACAAGCUUAAGUCUGAAUCUAUAAGGAAGGCUUUGAUGCCACAAAGACAAGUACAACAAUUGAAAGGAAUUGUUCAAAAUUUCAAACCUGUUUCUGAUCACAAACAUAAUAUUGAAUAUCAAGUGAAGAAGAAAGCGGAAGGUAAAAAGGCUCGCGAUGACAAGGAAUCGGUGCUCAAUGUAUUAUUUGCAGCAUUUGAGAAACACCAGUAUUAUAAUAUUAAGGAUUUGCAAAAUAUAACAAGACAACCUAUAGUAUAUUUGAAGGAAAUAUUAAAGGAGGUUUGCAACUAUAAUUUAAAGAAUCCGCAUAAGAAUAUGUGGGAAUUGAAACCAGAAUAUAGGCACUACAAACAGGAGGCACCUGUUGAGACCAAAGAAGAUCCUCCAAGCUCGGACAGCGACUAG
This is a messenger RNA of Danaus chrysippus (African queen), 816 nucleotides long. NCBI's taxonomy places the organism in Eukaryota, Metazoa, Arthropoda, Insecta, Lepidoptera, Nymphalidae. The record is from the annotation of a GenBank genome assembly.